AUAGGCGGGGUUUCUGACUUUGUGGCUAUGGUAACUAGUGAGUCGCUAAAGCGUGAUGAGCCAACCCGGAUAACGCUGUGCCAAUAUGGGACUUCCGAUCACGGCCGGUUGUGACAUUACACGACCCUGGUCUGUUGUGACGCCUCUAGCGCUGCAGUGCCUUAGACUGCUGCGGAGUCGGAGAUUUCCGAGAUUCCAGUUGUUUUGAACGCGAUAUUAGCUGCCUGCAGACGAUUGUGCCUGACUAGAAAUACAGGAACUUUGGUGAGAAGUUGAUGUUGUGCUUUUCGAGAUGAUCAACAGCCUGUUCUUGAUCAACCCUUCGGGGGAGAUCUUCCUGGAGAAGCACUGGAAAAGUGUGGUCAGUCGGUCGGUGUGUGACUACUUCCUGGAAGCCAAAGAGAAGGCUCUGGAACCUGAGGACGUUCCACCUGUCAUACACACCCCUCAUCACUACCUCAUCAGCAUCUACAGGGACAAGCUGUUCUUCCUCUCCGUCAUCCAGACUGAGGUUCCUCCGCUGUUUGUCAUCGAGUUCCUGCACCGCGUCGCAGAGAUGAUCCAGGACUACUUUGGGGAGUGUUCGGAGACAGUAGUCAAGGACAACAUGGUGAUGGUGUAUGAGCUGUUGGAGGAGAUGCUUGACAACGGGUUUCCCCUGGCAACCGAAUCUAACGUCCUCAAAGAGAUGAUCAGACCACCCACCAUCCUCCGAUCUGUUGUCAACACACUGACAGGGACCAGUAACGUUGGAGACACGUUGCCAACUGGUCAGCUGUCGACCAUCCCGUGGAGGCGGGCCGGAGUGAGGUACACCAAUAAUGAAGCUUACUUUGACGUGGUGGAGGAGAUUGACGCUAUCCUGGACCAAUCAGGUACAACAGUGUUUGCAGAGAUCCAGGGCGUGGUCGAGGCGUGUGUCAAGCUGUCUGGUAUGCCCGACCUCACACUCUCCUUCAUGAAUCCUCGCCUCCUUGACGAUGUGAGUUUCCACCCAUGUGUUCGCUAUAAACUCUGGGAAUCUGAGCGCGUCCUCUCCUUCAUUCCCCCUGAUGGGAACUUCACCCUAAUGACCUAUCACGUCAAUGCACAGAAUCUUGUAGCCAUCCCAGUGUAUGUGAAGCAGAGCAUCAGUUUCUUUGAGUGUGGUUCUGAUGGCCGUCUGGACGUGACCGUUGGACCGAAGCAGACCAUGGGGAAGACGGUCGAAGGGGUGAUGGUCACGGUCCACUUGCCCAAAACUAUCCUCAGCAUCAAUCUGACUGCCACACAGGGCAGUUACACAUAUGACAAUGGUACAAAGUUGUUGGUGUGGGACAUUGGAAAGUUGAACCCACAGAAGCUUCCUAACUUGCGAGGUAGUCUGAGUCUGCAGGCUGGAGCCCACAAACCAGAGGAGAACCCCAGUCUGAACAUCGACCUGAAGAUACAGCAACUUGCAAUAUCAGGACUGAAGGUGAACAGGCUGGAUAUGUUUGGGGAGAAGUACAAGCCUUUUAAAGGGGUUAAAUACAUCACCAAGGCUGGGAAGUUCCAGGUGCGGACCUGAAGAGUGAAACCUAAAGGUCAUAGGUCAACUAGCCAACGUGCCUAAUACUCUGGGUCAAAGGUCAACUCUUAGACACGCUGGCUGUCAACUAUUAUGCUCUCUAUUUGUAGUUCAGAGCCAUGAUCGGUCCAUUAUGACAAAUGUCUGAAACUUGUAAAAAGGUACAUGUCACAGCAGACUGUUGUGGCUCUGCACCAGCAAACUAUGAAUUGAGCUUUUUACAUGCCCAGUGUCAACCCUUCUACCUUAUGCCUUUUUAUACCCCUAUACUCCUUCUAUAUUAGGGACAGAGCCUGUAUUAAAUAACUUUGUUGUUUAUUUAAAUGUUUAUUAUUUGGAUGGAAUGGAGUUGUUGGUCUGCGAAGGGAAUUGUUUUGGACAAUCAACCUAUUAUUUCUCCUGUAUCUCGAAUUAAAUAACCUCUACGGAAUCUCACUGUGUUCCAGCACAGCCCACCUCUC
Messenger RNA from Oncorhynchus masou masou (cherry salmon), 2010 nucleotides. RefSeq names its product AP-3 complex subunit mu-1-like. The transcript is spliced from 10 exons. The coding region runs from base 293 to 1549 and encodes 418 amino acids. NCBI's taxonomy places the organism in Eukaryota, Metazoa, Chordata, Actinopteri, Salmoniformes, Salmonidae. The record is from RefSeq and is a predicted model, not a curated record. Gene Ontology annotation, cellular component: clathrin adaptor complex; cytoplasmic vesicle. Gene Ontology annotation, biological process: intracellular protein transport; endocytosis.